This is a messenger RNA of Penicillium canescens, 2064 nucleotides long. Its product is annotated as COP9 signalosome complex subunit 1. Bases 61 to 1527 code for a protein of 488 amino acids. The transcript has 4 exons. The record is from RefSeq and is a predicted model, not a curated record. Gene Ontology annotation, cellular component: COP9 signalosome. Lineage: Eukaryota; Fungi; Ascomycota; Eurotiomycetes; Eurotiales; Aspergillaceae.
CUUUCAAUCCCCAUCGGCAUUAAUCUGGCUCAGCGGUGUCGUCUGAACAGUUGAGCCAAGAUGGACACCUCGUUGACCGAUGCCUCUGGUCGGUCCCAGGCCGAUGCCUUAGCUUCGGUUGCUGCUGCAGAUGCUAACUCUCGUGCCUCUGCUGCUGCUGGUCAAUCUGCGCUGCGUGUGAAGGUUGACGAUGCACCGAAAUUUGACCUAGAAACAUACAUCUCAAACUACUCCGGGCGCACCCGCUACGAUCGUCUUUACCUCAUAGGCACGUGCUCCACCGUGCUGUCCAUCGAUGCCCUCAAGGCUGCCAUCGCCGAAGCCAAGUCCAGCAAGGAUGUUUCGCGUUACGAGAAGGCCGUCCGCGCGUUGGCGGAGGUCGCGCCAACUGACCCCUCCGCUUCACUUGACAACGCCUGGAUUCAGAGCACCCAGCGAUACGUGAGGACACAGACUGAGCGACUGGAGCAUGAACUGAGGGGAUACAAAAAUAACUUGAUCAAGGAGAGCAUUCGGAUGGGCAAUGAAGACCUAGGAAAUCACUAUCACCAGACGGGAGACUUGUCCGCCGCAACCAAGGCUUACGCUCGUAUGAGAGACUAUUGCACGGCACCAAACCACAUCACGUCUAUGCUCUUCAAGAUGGUCAAUGUUGCCGCUGAACGUGGAGACUGGGUAUCCAUGCAGUCAAGCGUGUCACGCUUGCGCAACUCUCAAUCGAAACCAGAGGACGCAGCCAAAAACGAAUCCAAGAUCUCCGCCGCCUAUGCACUCUCACAAAUGCGUCAACAGGCCUUCCUCGAAGCAGCCAAUGUUUUCUUGAAUAUCCAGCCAGACCUCGGCGACAACUACAAUGAACUGAUUACCCCCAAUGAUGUUGCUGUGUACGGUGCCAUACUGGCUCUUGCAACCAUGACCCGCGAAGAGCUACAGCGUAACGUUCUUGACAACACCUCUUUCCGCAACUUCCUCGAACUUGAACCUCACAUGCGCCGCGCCAUUGCUUUCUUCUGCAACUUCAAGUUCCGUCCCUGCCUUGACAUCCUGGAAGCCUACCGCUCUGACUACCUUCUCGACCUUCAUCUUCAGCCCUAUCUCGAAACAUUGUACAAGCGCAUUCGCACUAAGUCUAUCAAGCAGUAUAUGGUACCUUUCAGCAGCGUCAGUCUCGAAUCGAUGGCGAAGAUCUUCGCACCGGAAGUCAUUGGCGGCGAAGCACGGCCUGCUGGCCUCUCAUCGCCAUUUGUGCAGGAGUUGAUUACGCUAAUUCAGGAGGGUGUGCUGGACGCCCGUAUUGACCUCGAGAAGGGAUUACUCGUGUCGAACCAAGUCGAUGCUCGGACAGAGGUGCAGCGAACCACUCUUCAAAGCCUGCAAGAAUUCAACCAAGAGGCUCAUUGGCGAAUGAUGCGUGCCGCUUUCCUCCAAGCAGGAUUAGAGGUGGGAGCCGUUCCCGGAGAAAAGAGGGAAAGAACAGGACAGACCUUGAAGGGUGGAAAGUUUGCCCGGGGUGGUUUGCUCGGCUGAUGACUAGACCGAGCUCGCGAUUAAAUCGAGGCGAUCCGGGCGCAUGAAUGAUGAUCAAUGAGAUAAUACCCCGAUGCCCAGCUGCAAUCACAAUUGGCUUAGAAAACACAGAAAUAGGACCUCUCAAAUAUGCGGUGUCCCUGAAUGUAGAUGUUCCCUAAAUCAGAACAUCCACCAAUAACGGCCCUCCAUGACCAGUAUGAAACAGCCCACGAACUCCUUUCAAAAGGUCACCGGGUGCUAGCUGGAAACAUCAUAUUCCCACCUUGUCCGACUGUCGACAGGAUAUCAAUCCCGCCGAUCCAAUCCGGUCCGAAGAAUCCGACGCCGUGCAACACAAUCACCUGGGCAGUAUCACGCUUUUUAAAAAGGAUCUAUGUACAUAUACUCGGAGUGACCAAACAACCGGAUAUUCAUGGCAGGUUUAAGAAGGGGGCAGAGAAUGUCCAGAUCAACGGGGAGCAAAUUAGGGCUCAACGGGCUCCUGCAGAGUAAACAACGUCAAUCAAGCACCAAAGCUGCCAUAUACUCCGGCGC